This is a messenger RNA of Anopheles funestus (African malaria mosquito), 954 nucleotides long. RefSeq names its product cytochrome b5-like. The transcript has 2 exons. Gene Ontology annotation, molecular function: heme binding. Lineage: Eukaryota; Metazoa; Arthropoda; Insecta; Diptera; Culicidae. Bases 195 to 644 code for a protein of 149 amino acids. Gene Ontology annotation, cellular component: membrane; intracellular membrane-bounded organelle. The record is from RefSeq and is a predicted model, not a curated record.
AACGCGUAUAAACUGCCCUGCAAACGGUCGGCAUAGUUUAGUCGCGUUCGGAUUUUCAAUCGUGACGGUUGUCCUAGCGUUUUGUAAGCGAAAGCAGCAUACCAUUUUCUAGCGUCUACUUGUAAUUACGGCACAGCCCAAAACUUUAUACAAAAAAAAUCGUUCCUCCAGUGUUAAAUUAUACAAAAAUCAAAAUGUCCGCCGUGGAGACACAGGUGCAAAGCCCGAUCGAGGGAUGUGAUGUGGUGCACGGCAAUCAAACAACCACCAUACUGCAGCUUGCAAUGGCCGCGCUACGAUUAACCAAAGUGACCGGUACGGAUGGCAACAAUAAUGGCCACCAGCAGCGAAUACGACAACAGAUUACGCUCAGUGAGGUGGCUUAUCACGAUUGCUAUGACGAUUGCUGGAUCGUGCUGUACGAUCGUGUGUAUGAUAUUACAAACUUUCUGAGAUUGCAUCCUGGUGGACAUGAUGUACUGGUGGAGAAUGCAGGUCGUGAUGCUACCAUCGCCUUCCUCAAUGCUGGACACUCCGGAAUGGCGAUCAAAUCUCUCAAACUCUACGAAAUAGGAGAACUUCCACCGAGCGAAUGUAUCUACAGGUGUACGGGAAAGCUCACCCUAACGAAUCUUCCCGACUAGCAAUCUGUUUGGACUGCAACGUUCGUAACGAAAGCCGUCUUCCUCUCUACCAGCAGUACCCAUUUCACGCCAUGAUGAUGGUUCACCAUUCCAUGCUCUAGUGUUAUUUAUUGCAUUUUCGUUUUCCCUUUUACGUUAACGAAUGGUAACAGAGCUUUAAUUUUAAAUGUAGAUGCGACAGUAUUCGACCAUAUUGAGAAAAACGGGAAUCCGUUAUCCGUUAUUUAAGCACACACAUUAAAGCGAAUGAGUUCCUAGUUGGGUAAAGCUGUAACAGUUACAUAGUGUAAUAAACGUCCGUCCAGCUGUA